Symbiodinium sp. CCMP2456 is the source of this 3339-nucleotide messenger RNA. Lineage: Eukaryota; Dinophyceae; Suessiales; Symbiodiniaceae. The record is from the annotation of a GenBank genome assembly.
AUGAACGAAGGGUCUGGUCCUGUUCAACGAAGUGAGUCUUGUCAUGAUGAGAUUUGCUCUCACACCACGGCAGCCAUUGCUACUCAACCCAGUCCAACCCCGAAGCGCCUUGCGGAUUCCCGCGUCAUGUCUUCCAAGGACCUGAAGAGACAGUCCUCCGGCGGCCUGAAGAAGCAGGGCUCGAACAACGACCUCGCAAAGAAAAAGAAGCAGAGCAAUGCAGACCAGCAGGCGAAGCAGCUAGAAGAUGCGGAGAAGCCCAUCGAUGACUUGGCCAAGAAGUACAAGACCAGCUUGCAGAAGGGCCUUUCCAGCAAGAAAGCAGCUGAGAUCCUGGAACGGGACGGCUUGAAUGAAUUGGAAAAGCCUCCGAAGCCCACCCUGCUGAUCCUGUUCUUGAUGCAGCUCACCAGCUUCAUCAUUGUGCUGCUCAUGGUUGCAGCAGUCGCCUCCGUGCUUGUCAAUGCCACGGGUCCGAAGGCUGCAGACCCACUGUCCUACACUACAGGUAUUGCCAUCGGAAUCAUUGUCCUCAUCAACGCCGGCAUCGCUGCAUGGACGGAAGCCAAAGCCGGUGAUGCACUCGAAGCGCUGGCCCAGAUGACCCAGGCCAACAUCUAUGUGCUACGAGAUGGCAAGGAAGUGCAGAUCGCUGUCCCGACGGUCGUCGCAGGUGACAUUGUUGUUCUUGGUGUUGGAGAUGUUGUUCCUGCCGAUCUCCGCCUCUUCGAGGCCAAGGACUUCAAGGUGAGCGAGAUGGCUUUGACAGGCGAGCCUGAUGAUGUGACGAAAACCAGCAAGGUGAAGGAGAAGAAGGAGGGCCCGGAAAAGCUCACGCCGGAGACGAUGGCCUUCUCGGGCUGCAGCGUUACGAGUGGAGCGGGCCGAGGGUUGGUAACGGACACGGGUAUGGGCACUCGCAUUGGGCGAAUUGCCAAGCUCAUUGCUGGUGAUGAAGGGCCGAAGACGACAUGCUUCUGCUUCCCAGACACGUCCGGCAACCAAACGCCGCUCCAGCAGAGUCUGAACAAGCUAGGCGCACGCAUCGGCAUCCUGGCGAUCAUCAUCUGCGUUGGAAUUUUCAUCAUCGGCUGGGUGACAGACCGCAAGGACCCCACGAACCCGGAGAGUGCAGCCUGGUUGUAUAUGAUCUUGAUCUCUGUUACCCUGGCCGUGGCCGCUAUUCCAGAAGGAAUUCCUCUUUGUGUGACCAUCUCUUUGUCCAUCGGCUGUUCUGAAAUGGUCGAGCAGGAGGUGUUGGUCCGAAAGAUUGCGGCCGUGGAGACCCUGGGCUCUGCUUCCGUGAUCUGCAGUGACAAGACGGGGACGCUGACGGAAGGAAAGAUGACGAUGGUGGGCAUGUAUGCUGCAGGCGUCACCUACGAGGUCACCGGCAAGGGCUUCGACCCUGAGGUGGGUCAAGUGCAGCGCUUGGGAUCCACAUCGAACGCUGGCCAAGACAUGGGUGUGAAGAGCAACCUGCUGACAGCUAUUCUGUGCUGCAACACGACCCUCUCAAAAGAGAAGGAUGAGGAAGGUGUCCUCAAGUGGACCCCGAAGGGAAACUCCUCUGAGGCGCCCAUUGUGGUAGCAGCCCGGAAGGUUGGCCUCUCCGAAACCAUUGCCCGCGAAUAUCCUCGAGCGCUGGAAGUACCAUUCUCAUCAUCGCGAAAGAUGAUGCUCACCGUUUCGAAGGUCAAGGGCACAGAGCUUUGCGCGGGUGGCAUGCCGCUGCCUGCAGGAACUCAGUAUCUGACUGUUUGCAAGGGCGCUCCCAACUACAUUGUGGAACUCUGCAAAGAGCAGCUGAAAGAAGAUGGAAGCGUGGGAAAGAUGACCGAAGAGGACAAGAAGAAGAUCUACGAGGUUGUGGAUGGCUACUCUGCCAAAGCUCUUCGUGUACUGGCCAUUGCGGCGCGGCCUAUGUCGAGCCUUCCGUAUGACGAGAGCAAUGAGGAUAUCACCACGGACCAGAAGUUCGAAGCCUGCCGCAAAGAGCUGCGGCUUAUCGGGCUGGUGGCCUCCAUCGACCCCGAACGUGACGGCGUUCCGCAGUCGGUUCUCCAAGCACGUGGUGCAGGUAUCCGCGUGGUCAUGAUCACGGGCGACUAUUUGCUUACGGCUAUUGCCAUCGCCAAGAACGUGAACAUCUUGCAGCCAGAAGAUGACGAGGAAGUUUCAGCAAUGGACUGUGCUCGGCUGCGUCCUGAUGGUGAGUACUUGGACAACUCGGAGAUGGACAAGCUGACUUCCAGCGUCCGCGUUUUCGCCCGUGCCAAGCCAGAGGACAAGCUGGAGAUCGUCAAGAGCAUUCAGCGUCAAGGUCAAGUGGCGGCCAUGACAGGAGAUGGAGUCAACGACGCGCCAGCUCUCAACCAGGCAGACAUUGGCGUGGCCAUGGGCAUCCAAGGUACAGAGGUUGCCAAGGGUGCUUCCGACAUGGUCUUGACAGACGACAACUUCUGUUCCAUCGUGAAAGCAGUCGAGAAGGGCCGUUCCAUCUACUCUGGCAUCCAGAAGUUCGUGGCGUUUAUCAUGUCCGUGCACAUUGCCGAGGUGAUGCAAAUCUUCCUGUGCAUCGUGGUUGGAAUCCCCGUGAUGCGCACACCUCUGCAGAUCCUUUUCCUGAUUCUUGUCACCGACUUGCCUCCUUCGAUUGCUCUCGGUAUGGAGCCAGGCGAGGCCGACAUCUUGGAGCAGCGCCCGCGACCAAAGGAAGAGCCCAUUGUCCUCAACUGGAUGUGGUUGGCCAUGGUCAUGAACGGAGGUGUUUUGACACUUGUCAUCGUGGGCGUCUACCUCGUCUCCCUCAUCAACUACUGCGAGGGUGAGAUUCUUCAGGCAAACAUCGGCCAACUCGAAGACUUCGAGAUGAAGCUGAGCAAAGCGCAGACCGUGGCCUUCAUCUCCUUGGUGUGGUCCGAGAACAUCCGGGCCUAUAUCUCGCGAUCUUUCACAAACCACAUGUGGAAGGAUAUUUUCGGGAACAAGCACAUGCAGAAGGCCAUUGUCUUGGCGCAGAUCUGCCUCUAUGCAGCAGUGUUGACUCCCUAUCUCUCCGACAAAAUCCUCGGCCUCCGUGGCUUGGAGAUUGGCGUGUUCGGAUGGGUGCUGGCGAUCGCCGGCCCUGUGGGCUGCUUCAUCCUCUCAGAGGGGUGCAAGAUCAUCAGUGCCUACCAGCUGAAGCAGUACCAGGAUUUCCUGGCAGCAAAGUUCGAAGCCUCGAAGGCGAAGGAUUCCGGAAGACCGAUGAAGGCCUCCGCGCUGAAGACCAAGAAGACGAUGGAAACACCGGAAAAGUCCGCCAAGAAGGGCUGGUGCUGUUGGGCCUGGUUCUGA